Molecule: messenger RNA, 1258 nt
Organism: Sinocyclocheilus rhinocerous
Lineage: Eukaryota; Metazoa; Chordata; Actinopteri; Cypriniformes; Cyprinidae
Gene: banf1
Product: barrier to autointegration nuclear assembly factor 1
Exons: 4
Coding region: 302-574 (90 amino acids)
Biological process (GO): chromosome organization
Cellular component (GO): condensed chromosome; nucleus
Molecular function (GO): DNA binding
Source: RefSeq, a predicted model, not a curated record
GGAGCCACUAGGGGUCCGUGUCUCGCUGAACAGCUGCAUGAUUAGAGCGGAAGUGGCCUUUUUCUUUCUAAAGGCGGGAUCAGGAAGCAGCGCUGUGUGAGUUAUUUUGGGCGCAUUGAGACUGUGAACAGCACGGCGUUUGCGGAUGAGGAUUGAAAUUUCUCCAUGAUAGUGUCCAGAGAAUGGCGUGUCAGCUGUCGUUGUGUGGCGCUGACCGCGAAGAAAUGAGGCGGGACCUCAAAAACUCGUCCACUGAAGAAAGUCAACUUGAUAUCCCACAACCCUCUAAUACAAAUUAACAAUGUCGUCAACAUCACAAAAACACAAGGACUUUGUGGCAGAGCCCAUGGGGGAGAAGUCUGUGAUGGCACUUGCAGGAAUCGGUGAAGUUCUUGGAAAGAGAUUGGAAGAGAAGGGCUUUGACAAGGCAUAUGUUGUUCUAGGACAGUUCUUGGUACUGAGGAAAGAUGAAGAGUUGUUUCGGGAAUGGUUGAAGGAUACUUGUGGAGCCAACAUUAAACAGCAAGGCGACUGUUAUAGCUGUCUGAGAGAGUGGUGUGACUCUUUCCUGUAGUUGACUUUUUUUUGUUGUUGUUGUUGUAUAUUAAUUUCCCUCCCACUUGUAUGUGGAAUACGUUUACCUCACUUUAUCAAUUUGACUUUUCGGACAUCAUUUUUGGAUGUAUUGAUAUUAAUUCUUAGCAUAGAUUUAUCGCACUAGAAGGUCUUUUAGAUGGGUACACUUGUAAUAUAACUGCUCAUUUUGUGUUGUUCAAACAUCAUUCACACUGGAUCUUUAGUUUUGGGGGUGAGACACAAAAUCAUCCACGCAUAUGCAGUUCUGUUGCAGGCUGUACAUGCACUAGUAGUCCAAAUACACAUUUGCCAAGAACAACACAAAUAGUUCUACAAGUCUUUCCCCUUCUCUGUUUAUGAUGUUUGAAGGUUUUAACUGACUUAUGUCCAAAAUGUGCCACUUUUAAAGGUUUAUGUGAACUUGAAUAUGUAUUUCCCAAAUGAUCAGAUGCAUAAUGGUAUAAUUUUGUUAUAUGGUUUUUAUGCUCCCCAGCCACUAAAUUGCCUUAAUAAAAAUCUGGAUUUGUUUUAAUUGUGCAUGUGUACCUAAAGAUGCGUGGUCUGAUUCAUUCUGCAUAGUGUAGCCACUUAAUUCACAUCUUGAUUGGCAUUUGCUGCUGUCAGAUGUUUAAAAUGCUACAUGAAUGGUCUAAGAAACUCAUAAAUGUUCUUAUGAUUCUAA